Pararge aegeria (speckled wood butterfly) is the source of this 4504-nucleotide messenger RNA. RefSeq lists its product as uncharacterized. The record is from RefSeq and is a predicted model, not a curated record. Gene Ontology annotation, biological process: RNA processing. The transcript has 18 exons. The coding region runs from base 70 to 4428 and encodes 1452 amino acids. Lineage: Eukaryota; Metazoa; Arthropoda; Insecta; Lepidoptera; Nymphalidae. Gene Ontology annotation, molecular function: ribonuclease III activity; double-stranded RNA binding.
GAAAUAUUUUCCAAAAGGCAAUUUUGUUUGACUAUUAUUUUAAAAUAUUUUACCCUCAAAAUUCACGACAUGGACGAUUACAGCUCACAUUUUGAUAUAUUUGAUUCAUUGAAUUAUCUCAUCCCACCAGUGAGGAAGUCCAACAGGACUCUUGGAGAGGAUUCACUUUUUAAACGAGAUUUUCAAAAGCAAACUGAUAUUAGAUUGAUUGAAGAUUUUCGAAAAAAAAUAACAAGAGGAAUAAUUAUAUCACCAUCCAUAUUACACUUGCCGGAUGUGCAAAGUUCUUCUUCUGUUAUUGUAAACAAAACAACAAAGAGGUUGAUUAAAAAACAGAACUCUUCUGAAAAUUCAAAAAAUUGGAAUUGUAAUAACACUACAUAUUUGCCACUUAAUGAAAAAAAAGAAAAAAAAAUUGGACUUGAAGAUAAACCUACGAUUGAAGUAACAGUUGUACCAAGAGAAGCUGAGACGUUAACUAAAGUUUUCAAUAAGCAUCGCCGAAAGACGAAAGUACUUCAAAGCACAAUAUCAAAUCAAGAGAGUUCUAUAAAAAGUCAAAAUAUUUAUUUCAUGGUAAAAGGGAAAAGACGGGAAAAGGUGUAUGAAAUAAAAUCGUCCGAAAGUACAAAUUUUUCUAACAAUUUUUUAAAUGCGAGAUAUGAAGAUAUAUCUUUAGAGCAGAUUACUAAUUCAAAGCAGUUAUUAAGCUCCUUAAAUAUGGAAAAAAAGAAACGUAAAAAUAAGAAAAUUGAACAAAACAGUCAAAAUAAUUAUACCUUUGACGGUACUAGCCAAAUCAUACAAAAUUAUGAAGAAUCUAAAGUCAAGAAUACUCGGAAAAGUAAAGUUACAAUAGUUGGUCAGUUAGGAUUAACUCAAGAUGAUCAGUAUAUUUUAAAAUGCGCUGCGACAGUCAAUGAUAAACCGAUCCAAGCUAAUUAUGUGGAACUGGACAAUACAAAUUAUAAAACUAGUUUGAAUAUAAAUAGGACCAGGAACGCUAACCAAGAUUCAAAUGUUCAAACUGAUAUUUGUUAUUCAAACAACUGCAUCAACCUUGACUCAACUAAUAUGAAGAAGAGAAUGAUAUCACAAGCUACACAAGUAAACUUUUUGCAAUCAAAUCACAAACCAUUCAAAGCUUUUCAAAAUAAAAUAGCUCAAUGCAGUUUUUCAACUGCUGAAAAUAUUGUCUUCAAUAGCGGGACGCAAGAUAUUGCUCUAUCAAACGGAGAAAAACCACUAGUUGUAAUAUCUGUUUACCCAAGACACGACAGUGAAGACAACAAUAUAAGUCCUGUUAAUAUUAUUCAACAUCCAACUUUAUCACAAAAGAAAGUUAAUAAUAUAGACAUUAAUACAUUUAAAAGGAAGGAGAAACAACAAAACAAGGAUUCCGUUAUAUCUGUAAAUAAGACUCGACAACGGUCACCGCGGAGUAAAUCACCUUCCCCAGGCUCUACACAUAUACAAAAUAAAACUAUAGCAGAUAAAACAGUGGGUCGAGUUUUAGGAAAUAAAAACAACAAUAUGCAUAACAUUAGUCCUCCUCAAAGAAAUGUAAACAAAUCUGGCCACAAAUUAAUUAAACCUAAAAAAGACACAAGCUGUUAUUGUACUUAUUCUAUGGGUUUAGAAAACAAAGAUUUAGUGGAACUUAAACGAACUCCCAAAGCAUAUGAUAUUAAAGAAACUGAUACGACAAAAGUAAAAAGAGCAUUGGUAAACCAUUUUUUAAAGAGUGUCGACAGAAUAGAUCCCAGUGACACGAAAAUGAAACUCGUCACCCCACAGAAUGAUACUUCAAGGGUAACAAUAAAUAUUGACGGUGAAAAGGAGCACUAUGACCUUUUUUUUGAGCAGAAUGAUUUUGAUACGGGUUUAUCAGUCAGAAAAUCCAAGAAAAAGCCACCUAUCAAUGGGACUUCUCGGAAUGAUGUUUAUAAAAAUUCUAAGGAAAACCUUUUGAUGUUAUCUGACGAAAAGAAAAAUGGCACAUACAUGUAUUCACAUGAAAAAAAUGUUAAACCCAAGAUUGAACCAAUGCUGACAAGACUCAAAGUCAGAGAUAGUUUAGAAAUUUGCCACAGUCGCGAUGGUCGAACUGGUUCACGGUUAAAUACUAAUGAAAACAGAGGUCAAAAUGAUUUAACAGAUUCCUUUUUCAAUGUGGCUCUCAUUGCUCCUGUAAAGCACUAUCGAGGCGACGGUUGUUUAAUACCUGAUCCGAAUGAGCGAGAUAAAGAAAUUAGAGUGCUUUUAGGUAUUGUUAGAAAUACUCGCAGCAUCGAAAAAGAGGAAUCCGUAGCUAAUAAGGAUCUUAACGUCUCCUAUAGUCAUUCCGAGAGUCAAGAUAGAAAAGAAAAAACUUGUUCCUGUUGUAUAAAACGAGGUUCAAAAAGCUUAGUGACGGGAAUAAGCAUAUCUAGAUCCCAAAACUAUUCAAAAAGAAAAAAAAACACGAAUAGAAAAAUAGUAAUAACAACCAAAUGUGCAUAUGAGCACAUAGAGAAAAGGCGACCUCAAACGUCGACAGACAAACAAAGGACAAACGUAACGGAAUUUUCUUCUGAUCCACAAUUUAAUCAAUUAUUGACUAGCGAUAAACAAGUAAAUAAAAAAUUUACCAAUGAAAACGUAUUUAGACAAGUGCCUCUUGAAUCUGGUGUUCUAAUUAUGAAUCACAAUUUACGAAUAGAACAGUUAAAUCAGCGAAAACCUAUUAUUCUAACCCGUAAACAAUACGAUAAAGUAAAAAGAACAAUACGAUGUAUAAUGAAGCAACAUAAAUGUUAUAAUUUAAUUACUUUUAAUAAAGUGUCAAUCGGUGAAGUUAAGAUAAAGCGCACUCUGCAAAAGAUUCGUUGCAAUCGCGAAGUACAAACAGAAUGGUGUGAAGUUUUAACAACUGAUAGAUGUAAAAACAUUCAAACACAGCACAAUUAUAAAACAAAAAGAAGAGACGCACACGAUACGAGCAGCAAGGUAAAAAUAUCUGGACAAAGAAUUAUAGAUAAAAUUAUUUUUCCCGCCGAUACAAAGAACGAUAAAAAUAUAAAAAGAGAUAUGAAUGAAUACGUAAAUUUAAAUAAAGUUACUCCUCGGCAAGCUGACUCUAUGGAAAUAUGCUACGCACAUGCUUACGUAAAGCAUUUCCCAAUUUCCGCCACGCAUUUUGGGGAUGGAUUGCACAAUAAAAUUACUCGUGAUAUUCCAAAACCUAGUACUUCACUUCAUACUAUAUUUAAAGGUCAUAGAAAGACUGCUACGCCAAACUUAGGAACAUCAGCUUACUCUUUAUGUUCUGAUGCAAACCAUUCGACAAAAUCUAUCACAGCUCCUCCUUACGCUGGUGAUUGUAAGCCUAAAAAGCUAUUCCUUCAGAAGCUCUUAUCAUGUUUGGUGAUGCAAUCAACGGAAACCACGAUUCUGAAAGAAGUUCCGACGCGAAAACUGUCCAGUGUGAAUAGCUCAGUUGAUUCUUACCAUAUAAGCUCUUCUCUUGGUGUAACACUGCUAUUCCUCGGGCGCAAAAUCCAUCGGUGGGUGGCUCCCACUUUAAUGGCUUUGAAGAGUCGCGAAAACAAACAGGGUGGUAAAGUAAUAAAUCCCAGAAACACAUUCUUAGAGUGGAAUUUAGAAGCAGAGUUGUAUGCUUUUGGGAAACGUCUGAGUGAAAAUUUUGACUCAGAUCUUCUACUCCAAGCUUUUACCGACCGGUCAUAUGUGAUCAAGGAGGAGAUGAAACAAAAAGAAAUGGAAUUUGAUAUUAAAAUGAAGGAUAACAGAGAAUUAGCUGAAGAAGGAAGAAAAUUCAUGGAGCAGUAUAUUCAACUUUAUUUAGAGACAGUCUUGCCAAAGUUUCCCAUGGAAGGCAUAGCUAGUAUUCAUAAUCACCUUACAAGUGAAAAGGUUCUAGCAAAUGUGUCUUUGCAUCUUGGAACAAAGGAUAUAAUUUUAGCUGAUGAAUAUCCAGUAGAUAAUUACACAUUAGCAAAUGCCUUUAAAGCUAUUGUUGGAGCUUUAUUGCGUUCUUCGGGUGAGGAGCAAGCAGCACAUUUUGUGAGGGAUUUUGUUAUUACAAAUUUACAAGGGCAAGAUGUAAAUGAAUUCUGGCAUAUAGAAGACCCCUGGACAAUGUUGACUGAUCUGAUUGCUAAAACUGGCAGCAAACUAGAACCAAGGUUGAUUGGGGAAGUAGGCAAGAAUACACUACUAGCCUGCUAUCGAGUUGGUCUAUACUUAGACAAGAAAAUGUUGUCUUCAGGAUUUGGUGAGACAGUUGCGACAGCUAAAGAAAUGGCUGCUAGAGAAGCUUUAAAGAAGAUAUUUGGCACUGAAGAUAACAUGUACCCCAUUAAUUUCAAGCUUAAUGGCAUACCAAAAUCAAGCUGUAACUCAAGAUAUCAAGUGUCUGCCAGUUGAAAGUUUUCUUGAUGUAGAUUAAAAUAGUAUUAGUGUAGAUUAAGGUUCUCAUGAUAAUGAAUAUCUUUUAAGUAAA